UUGUAUUAUUUAUUCAAAGCAGUGUUCUUAAGGUUCAUUGAAUAUAGAUGCAUGUGGGAAAUAACGCCAAUAAAAACCUCGUUCUGAUAUUUUCUAACUCCCAUCGUCACUGAAUGCAUCAAAACAGUCAAAAGCUUCGAUCUCCUUUACUACAAUGAACAUCAUGUCUUCUUCCCAAUCCACCGUGUCAUAUUCUCAAUCUAAUCCCAAAAUUGAUGAGGUGCAAUGGAUCAUUCAGAUCCGUCGAACCCUUGAAUCAGACCUCGAGGAUGAUGAGGAAAUCCCCGUUUGCAUUUUCAAUGUCCCCAAAGCUCUUCUGGCCACCAAUCCAGAGUAUUAUAUUCCACAAGAAGUUGCUCUGGGUCCUUACCACUUCUGGCGUCCAGAGCUGUAUGAGAUGCAGAGGUAUAAGCUGGCGGCAGCAAAGAGAAUUCAAAAGCAACUCAAAGACCUUAAGUUCCAAAAUCUUGUUGACCAAUUGAUGCGGCUUGAACAGAGGAUCCGAGCGUGCUAUCACAAGUAUUUGGAUUGGAAUAGUGAGACGUUAGCAUGGCUGAUGGCUGUAGAUGGGUCAUUCCUGCUCGAGUUCCUUCAAACGUACGCCGCCCACGAAGGAAAGGGGCUAGCAAGAAUUUCUUCCAGGAUGUCACACUUGGUUGACCAUGCAGGAAUGAAGUCAGCACAUAACGCAAUUCUCAGAGAUGUGGUAAUGCUCGAGAAUCAAAUCCCUUUGUUUGUAUUGAGGAAGAUGCUAGAAUUCCAGCUAUCAUCCCUAGAGUCUGCGGAUGAUCUGUUGCUUUCAAUGCUAAUGGGGUUAUGCAAAGCGCUUUCGCCUUUUAAGGUGGGGGAAAACCUGCCAAAGGUUCAAGUCUCCCAGAGCGCCCACUUGCUAGGCUUUUUGUACGACACGAUCGUGCCCAAAUUGGAAGACCCAGUACCGGAAAUCACCGAAGCUAUAGGGGAACAUAAUGAAGGCAUGCAAGGGGACGAAAACUCUUCUGCAGACCGAGGUUACGUGAAACAACUCCUAGGUGAGGUUUGGAAGCUGCUUUCGAGAUUACACGUCGCCCCUAUACAUCUUAUCAAGAAGGUACUCGUGUCUAGACCCGUAAAAGUCAUCAUAAAAUUGCCUUGGACAAUACUCUCUAACCUUCCUGGAUUCAGCAUCUUAAAACAACCUGUGGAGUUGCUUUUUCCCCAAAAUAAAGAAGCAGUCAAGCCAGACAAUGAGUCUUCAAGCUCAGAGGACAGCAGAAGCAAACCACCAUCGGUAGAGGAAAUCACGAUCCCCUCUGUAACAGAACUUAUAAAAUCAGGGAUUCGUUUCUCACCCACAAAUGGCAGCAUCUCGAGCAUUGCUUUUGACGCAAAGACAGUCACAUUAUACCUCCCCACCGUUAGCUUAGAUGUUAACUCGGAGGUAACUUUGAGAAACUUAGUAGCAUAUGAAGCUUCGAUUGCAUCAGGACCAUUGGUUUUUACGCGUUACACUGAACUGAUGAAUGGAAUUAUUGACACUGAGGAGGAUGUGAAAGCACUUAGAGCAAGAGGUAUCAUUUUGAACCGUUUGAAAAGCGAUGAAGAGGUGACAAACCUAUGCAACGGAAUGAGCAAGUCGAUCAGAUUGACAAAAGUGCCAUUCUUAGACAAGGUGAUUGAAGACGUGAACAAGCAUCACAGCCGCAGAUGGAUUGUUAAAGCUGGCAAUUUCUUCUAUAUUUACGUGUUUGGGUCUUGGCAAUUUCUCACAUUUCUUGCCGCAAUUUGCCUUAUGGUCUUGAUGUCAUUGCAAGCGUUUUGUUCAGUUUAUGGCUGCACUCGCGUUCUUCCAGUCAAGACCGUUAAUACUGGAACAUGAUAGAGAUCGAUCGAUGUAGCUAGCUCGAUCGGAGGUGCUUAGAUCUUUACUCUAUCGUAAUUAAGAACUGAGAUUGGUAACUCAUUUCUCCUUCUGGGUUGAGAUUUCUCGGGAAAUAGUUUGCAUAAUUUGUUUUUUUCUCGCUAGGGCACGAGAAUAUAUAUAGUUUCUGUGAGUUUCUACACUUCUCUAGGAAAGUUGCUUGGUUUGAUGCUUUCUUACUUUUCUUUCUUGCUCUUUCGAAGGUUGUGGGAAUGUCACGAUGACAAUAUAUUGUAUUAUUGGUAGCUUGUUAACGACUGUAAUGAUGAGUGCUCAAAUCCUUUUGCUCUCAAUUUCCUAAAAAAAAGGAAGAUCUAAGUUGCCUA
Messenger RNA from Carya illinoinensis, 2226 nucleotides. RefSeq names its product putative UPF0481 protein At3g02645. The record is from RefSeq and is a predicted model, not a curated record. Lineage: Eukaryota; Viridiplantae; Streptophyta; Magnoliopsida; Fagales; Juglandaceae. The transcript has a single exon. The coding region runs from base 155 to 1858 and encodes 567 amino acids.